AAGAGACUCGCUCCCUUCUGUCAUAACUGUUGAACAUUUUAGUUUCUUUACUAUCUCUCCGUGCGCUCUUGAGAUGUUGGCUACCAUAAAGAACAUUUCCGUAACCUACGACGGUAUGGGCAAAACCUUUAGCAGCGGCGACUUCAUUUCGGGGCGAAUAACGUUGGAAUUAGGAAAAGAUUGCAAAAUAGAUUAUCUUUCCAUAAAAGCAAAGGGAAAGUCAGAAGUCCGUUGGACAGAACAUCAUAAUAAGACAACUGUAACUUACCAUUCCAAGGACAAGAUGUUCAGCAUUGAACAAUUUAUCAUUCGAGAACAAAAAGGCCAAGAUUGUAAUGUCGUAGCUCCUGGAACUCACGUUUACCCAUUCACAUUUCAGAUCCCUCAACAUGCAAUGCCAUCAUCCUUUAAAGGCGCCUGGGGGAAAAUCCUGUAUACGUUAGAGGCCAAGUUGAGCAGAUCAAUGAGGAUAUCCAGCAAAGCCAGGGCUGAGUUCCCCUUUGUCUCCAAGGCAGACCUGGGCAGCAUCCCUGAGCUGAUGAUACCUCAGCAUGGAACCAAGGAUAAAAAGAUGAAGUUAUUCACCUCAGGAAAAGUGGGAAUGGACAUUCACAUAGAGAGAAUGGGCUACUACUUAGGUGAAGACAUAAAGGUUGUGGCGUCCAUUGAGAAUAGCUCCUCUCGUGAGAUCAAGCCCAAGUACACCCUGUACCAGAAGGACAGCUUCUUUGCGAGGGGAAAGAGGAGGGUGUCCACCAAAGACAUCCUGAAAGAGCUGGGAGAGCCCAUCCCGCCAUCUGGGAAACUGAAAGUCACUAAAGUCCUUAAAAUCCCACAACACAUUGUUCCAUCCAUCUUCACCUGCAGUAAUAUUAAAUGCGAGUACAGGCUGAAGAUCGUCCUGGAUGUUCCCUAUGCCAGAGACCCAGAAAUCAAAUUGCCACUGGUCAUCCUCCCUGCAACUCAAACGCCUGGACUGCAGCCGCCACCUUACUCUGACUUUGGUUUUGACUCGUUCGGGAAUGCUAACCAACCUGGAUGGAACAGCACACCACAAUUUCCGGGAGCCUAUCCACCAACGGCCCCAGGAGCCUAUCCACCAACGGCCCCAGGAGCCUAUCCACCAACGGCCCCAGGAGCCUAUCCACCAACGGCCCCAGGAGCCUAUCCACCAACGGCCCCAGGAGCCUAUCCACCAACGGCCCCAGGAGCCUAUCCACCAAUGGCCCCAGGAGCCUAUCCACCAAUGGCCCCAGGAGCUUUAGCGCCUCCCCCAGCCUACGGAACGUACCCAUCCCUGUCUGAUUUUGGUGGUAAAUCCUAGUGGGAGAAAAGAUAAGAGGGUAAAAUAUAACAAAUGAAUGCAUUGUAUAUGAUAAAUGUGCAGUUCUCUAUCUCUUUAGACUUCCAUUUAUACUUCCAUACUUCUCUGUUGUUGAUGUUUCUUGUCAUUGACAUGACAACGUGUGUAACUUCAAUAUCUUUGUGGAAAUGCCAACUAUGAAUAAUGAAAUGGAACAAAGUUCUGCUUAAGUGUGCCUUGUAUAAGUUGUCUAAAUAUGAAUAUUGCUGUUACAAAUGUAACAAUGAAUGUUCUAAUUUCAUGGUGGUGCUGAUAAUCUAAUAAAAAAUAAAUUAUAUAUAUAUAUAUAUAUAUAAUUAUAAUAGUAAAAAUGGCAAUUUCCAAAUAAGUACAGUGAAAUAAAAAGCAGGAACGUCCACAAUGAUAA
This is a messenger RNA of Oncorhynchus tshawytscha (Chinook salmon), 1730 nucleotides long. Its product is annotated as arrestin domain-containing protein 3. Gene Ontology annotation, cellular component: cytoplasm; plasma membrane. The transcript has 6 exons. The record is from RefSeq and is a predicted model, not a curated record. Lineage: Eukaryota; Metazoa; Chordata; Actinopteri; Salmoniformes; Salmonidae. Gene Ontology annotation, biological process: protein transport. The coding region runs from base 74 to 1324 and encodes 416 amino acids.